AUGCAGCUCCCCGCCGUGCCGGGGGUGCUCGCCCUGUCCCUGCUCGCCAUCCCGGUGGCCUUUGGCAUCAACGGAGCGACCGCCUUGGCAGACCGCCCGCUGGUGCUGAUGCUGAUGGGGGUGCUGGUGCUCGCCGGCCUCUUCUCCAUCAUCUUCUUCGUAAGCGGAGUGAGCCACUUCCAGGACCCCCUUUUCUGCGUGUUUGUGGUGUUCUCCUUCACCUCCGUCGUUGACCUGAUCAUCUCGCUGGAGGAGGAUGGCUACAUCUCUGGCUUCGUGGAGGUCUACGUCAGAGAGAGUGAGCCCCACCUGCGCACGGCCCACGGCAUCCUGAUCUGUUACUGGGACGGCGUCAUCCACUACGGGCUCUACCUCGCCAUGAUCGCGGCCAUCGGCCAGCGAAAGAGCUACAGGAACCUGGGUCUCUUCUGGCUGGGCUCUCUGACGAUGAGCAUCGUUGUCUUCCUGCUGGGGAACCUGAUAGGGAAAUACAGCUCUGACCUCAGCCCUGCCUUCCUGCUCAACCUGCCCUACAUCCUCAUCCCCAUCUGGGCUGGGCUGAGGCUCUUCCAGCAGCCCAAGGCCCUGCCGUGCCUCAGUCCCGAGGAGGUCGCGGAGGAGCAGCGCAAGUACCUGCACCAGCGGCCCCAGGACGCGGCGCUGGUCCUGCUCCUGCUCCUCACCGCCGCGUUCACCUUCUUCAGGGGGUUGGUGGUUUUGGACUGUCCCGCCGAUUCCUGCUUCGAGUACAUCUACCAGCACGAGCCGUACCUGCGCGACCCCGUCGCCUACCCCAAAGUGCAGAUGCUGAUCUACAUGUUUUACGUCCUCCCCUUCCUCUGCCUCUGCAUCUACGGGCUGGUGCUGCCCGGCUGCUCCUGGCUGCCCGACUGGAGCUUGGUUUUUGCCGGCGCCAUCACGCAGGCUCAGUUCGCCCACUUGGGCUCCUCGCUGCACCCCCGCACACCCUUCCCCUACCAGACCCCUGAAGAUGUCUGGUGGAGCUUCCUCCUCACCAACGUCCUCUACGCGCUGGGCCCCCAGCUCCUGGCCUUCCGCUGCCUGCGCCGCCCUGCCUUCUUCCUGCCCGCCACCCCCGCCACCCUGCACCGGGGCAAGAAGCACCAGUGA
Athene cunicularia (burrowing owl) is the source of this 1131-nucleotide messenger RNA. RefSeq names its product transmembrane 6 superfamily member 2 (gene TM6SF2). The transcript is spliced from 10 exons. Gene Ontology annotation, biological process: lipid homeostasis; regulation of lipid metabolic process. The record is from RefSeq and is a predicted model, not a curated record. Gene Ontology annotation, cellular component: endoplasmic reticulum membrane; endoplasmic reticulum-Golgi intermediate compartment membrane. Bases 1 to 1131 code for a protein of 376 amino acids. Lineage: Eukaryota; Metazoa; Chordata; Aves; Strigiformes; Strigidae.